GGAAUACUGCGCUUACACAAAAGUCACUCCUUUGCCCAGUCCUCGUCCGGACUUCUCAUCAAUCUCAUCCUCACCACUUACCUUCCCUCCAACAACACCACCUCCAAAAAAAGUCCACAACACCACAACACAAAAUGUUUCCACCCCGCCCUCCCCGCGCCGGCGUUCAAAUCCACGCCGUCCCCGACUCCGAACGCGCCACCGAUCCCUCCGGCCGCAAACUCCCCUGGGGCUACGAUUACUCCACCGCUCCACCGCCCACCACCUCCACCACCUCCUCCAAACCGCGGGACCCACCUCUCGAACGCGGCCCUUUCGGUCGAUCAAUGCGCAGGAGCCGCUCGGGGUUGAGUAGAAGUCGGUCCAAGACGGCGGAACCUAGGAGGGAGGAGGAUAGGCAACGAGCGGAGAAUUUGGUGUUUGAGGAUAAUGUUUUUGGGGCGUUGAAGAAAGUUGGAGGAAGUGGGGGGAAAGAGGAGGGCGAGGGAGCGGGAGACGAGGGGGGUGUGAAGAGCGUGGGUGCUGUACAGACGGCGAGCGCGGAAGAGGGUGGUGAGCCGACGGAAGUUUUUCUCUAUGGAUUCGGAGCGGACACACAAUGGGCCGCCAUCGACUUUUACGAACGCGUCUCCUCCGGCACGAUUCUAGAAGAUUAUCCGCGUACAUCCUCUGGCGCGCCUCACACUGCGAGACGCAUCGUGGGAAGUUUAAGCAGAGCGGCCAUGCGCAAGAAGAAUAAAUUCGCGGGCGGAGAACACUGGAUCAAAGUCACCUUCUCCUCCCGCGAAGGGGCGGAAUUGGCAGUCGCGAGGUCCCCGCAUACCAUCAAGGGAUAUCUGGUGUACUGUGAGCCGUGGACGGGACGAGGGCCGCAGCGGGAUGAGGCUGUUGUGGCGACGAUGGCGGGAGCGCAGAUAACGAGUGAUGUGUUGCCGGUGAGCUUUUCUACGGAGGAUCCUUUUGCUAGGAGGGUGGAAGGGGAGGAUGGGAGUCCGCAGAGUUCGAAUACGGCGAGUUCGGCUACCGCGAGGAUGGAGGGGAGUGAGAUGCAGCAGGUUGGUGGGAGUAGGCCGCCUUGGGGUGGGAGCUGGGGCGGGGGGAAUGUGGUGAGGAAUACACAGGACUCGCCGGCUACGUCUACCACAUUGGCACAGUCCUCUUCGACGACGUCCGCUCUAGACCGCCAAUCCCGCGCUCCAGUCCAGCGGCUCACUACUGCCGCUCCUUCCUCCUCCACCCUCAACGCACCAACAACUCCCCGCCGCUCCCGCAUCGAAGGCGCCACUCGAGCGACCGUGUUGCCAAUGGAAAUGGCUCUCGCUCCGAAAGCUCCCAAAGCGAGUUGGAGUUCUUGGCUCGGAGCAGGGGAAGUGUUGGGCAGUGUUGUGCCGAGAAUGGAGGAUGGGGUUACGUUUGAUUGGGAAGCGGCGGGGUGGUAUUGGAGGGUUGUUUGGCUUUGUGAUCGGUGGUUGGGGACGGAGUUUUUGGGUGGUGUCGGGGGGGAUUGA
Zymoseptoria tritici IPO323 is the source of this 1508-nucleotide messenger RNA. RefSeq lists its product as uncharacterized. Bases 135 to 1508 code for a protein of 457 amino acids. Lineage: Eukaryota; Fungi; Ascomycota; Dothideomycetes; Mycosphaerellales; Mycosphaerellaceae. The transcript has a single exon. The record is from RefSeq and is a predicted model, not a curated record.